GCCGGGCUGCUCGCGUCGCCAUGGAGACGGGCGGGCGCGGCGCGGCUGUCAGCGGCGGGCGCGCGGCCGCGGGGGGCUGCGGGAGGAAGGCGCGGGCCGCGGCCGGGACCCUCGCGGUAGAGAUGGACUUGCAUUGUGAUCGCGCCGCCGAGCCGCCGGCCUCCGAGCCGCCGUCGGGGAAGAUCAACAAGGCCGCCUUCAAACUGUUCAAGAAGAGGAAGCCGGGCGGCGCGAUGCCCAGCAUCUUCGGGGUCAAACACAAAGGGGACGGCAAGGGCGCGGGGCCGGCGGGGCUGGUGCGCAGCCGGACGCACGACGGGCUGGCCGAGGCUCUGGCGCUGGAGGGCGGCCGCCGCGAGGAGCCGCGCGCGGGCGGCGGGGACGGGGCGCGGCCGGGCCCCGCGGCCCCCCGAGCGGCCCCGGGAGGCGCGGGCCCGGCAGCUGGCGGCUCGGUGGCCAAGUCGCACAGCUUCUUCUCGCUCCUGCGGAAGAACGGGCGGCCCGAGAGCGGCGGGGCGGAGCAGGCCGACGCGGGCAAGGCCGGUGGCAGACAAAAGCGGGGGCUGCGGGGGCUCCUGGGCGGCGUGCGCUGGCGCAGGAAGGACCGGCGGCCCCAGGACGCGGCGCCGGCGGGGCGCGCGGGGGCCCCGGGCGGCCUGGCGCGGCCGGGCUCGCUCACCGCCAGCCUGGAGUGCGUCAAGGAGGAGGCGCCCGCGGCCGCGCGCCAGCCGGAGCCAGCAGGCUGCGGAGAUAUUAUCGCAGACCCCGAGGACGAUGCCGGGCCCGGCUGUGCCAAGCACGCCCCCGGGCCGGGCCAGCCGGGCCCCGCCACAAAGCCGCCGGGCGUGGUGGCCUACCAGGGAGGCGGGGAGGAGAUGGCGAGCCCGGCCGAGGCGGACGACUCCUACCUGCAGGAGUUCUGGGACAUGCUGUCCCAGACCGAGGACCGGGGAGAGGGGCCCCAGGGAGGAGCGGCCCCGGCGGCGGCGGCGGCGUCCGACGCGCAGGUGGCUCCCGAGACCCCCAAAGAAGCCAGGUGUGCGGAGGUGACCAAGGACGCGUCCUCGGUCAAGCGCCGGAGGCUCCACCGGGUCCCGACGGAGCUCCCCCCGAAGGAAGAACCCAAGCACCCAGACAAGGAGCCGCAGGAAGGCGUCCCCAACAGCGACGAGGGCUACUGGGACUCCCCAACCCCCAGGCCGGAGGAGGACGGCGGCGCGAGGAAGACGGGCCUCCCCCGGGACAGCGACAGUGGCGACGCGCUCCACGAGCUCUGCGCCGCCGAGCCGGAUGGAAGCCCUGCGGCCCUGCCCGCCGCCCCCGCCGCCAGCGAGGAGACGUCCUGCUCUUCCCGGUUAAAGCCUGUGUCUCCGGUCACCAUCACCUGCCCGCUGCGAACGCCGGGGAGCCUGCUGAAGGACUCCAAGAUCCCCGUCAGCAUCAAGCAUCUGGCGAACCUGCCAUCCAGCCACCCCGUGGUGCACCAGCCACCAGCCAGGAGCGAGCUGCCCAGAACCAAAAUCCCGGUGUCCAAGGUGCUGGUCCGCCGGGUCAGCAGCCGGGGCUUGGCUGGGACCACCCUCCGGGCCGCGGCGUGCCACGAUAGUGCCAAAAAGUUGUGAGGUCUCCGAGGCCGAGGUGGAGGGGCCGCAUGUCGAGGAAUACAGCUUUGUCUGGAAACUGCUCGGACAAAUGUUGCGUCCCCAGAGAAAGGCCUUGCCGACAGUCCCCACUCGGAGCCUGGACCCAGGAGCUCUGCCCCCAGGCAGGGGAAUGCUGCACAACGGGAUUCCCCCUCCAGAUAAUUCCCUGAGGAUUCUUUUCAAGCACUUUUUUUUUCCUUUUUUUAACCUUUUUAAAAAUGCGCCCCCCCCCCCUUCUUUUUUUCUUCAUUGCACCGAACUUUCGGAAGUCACCUUUACUUGCCUUUGCAGAAAAUAAGACUUAACCCAACCUAAGGAAGCAUCAUGCCAUGAUAUUUGGCUGUGUCACCGUCCAGCGGGCCUCCAGGAACCAUCUGAAGAACCAGAGAGGAGCCCUCCUCUUCCUGACACUUUACUUCCUUAUUUUCCUUUUCCUUUCCAGGGGAAAAAAGAAAAACAAAAACAAAAACACCCUUUGCUGUAUCACUGUGUGGGAAACACCUGCAAAGCUGAAAGAGCCAGGUACUUACCUGAUGAGCAGAGGCAGGACUGAUGGGCAGAAAACCUGCUGUACUUUCAGUUGCUAGGUAUGCAAAUAGAUAUAUAUCUACCACUAAGAUGAUCACAGAGUUUGGGUUUGGUGGGUUUAUUUAGAUCAUUUGUUUGGGGAGAAAUAAAAACCUCAGCAGAGCAGGGCUUUUUUUUCUCUCUCUUUUUUUAUUUCCCCACCCAGUGCAGAGAUGAGGACCAGGGCAAGAUUUCACUAAAUGCCAACAGACACAGUGUUUUAGCAUUUAUGAACUGUAACCUUUUCAUGUGUAGAUAACGCAUCUUUUACAGAUUAUCCAGCUGUUAACCUUUUAUAAUAUGUCAGUAACCUCCAGUUUAAAAUCUGGUUUUAUAGCUAGACACCGUAACUGCUCCCAAACCAUUGAUGUUCUUUUAUGUACUGUAAACAGAAGCAGUUCUCUUUUUGUUUUAUAAGGGUUCUCUGGCUUUCAGUGUAGGGGAAAAAAAAUUUAUUGUGUUGAUGUCCCAAAGGAAUGGUUCUGCCUUGUCUUGGGUAAAAGUCUGUUUCUCACCCUGAACCCUGGUUUUCAGAGAUUUUUACCUUGGUUAUAAAAAUUUAGUAUUCAACCAUGUCUCAGUAUGAGGAGUCCAAAACGAGGAACACGUAAAGAAAAACAAUAGAAAAUGUAGUUUUUUCAUUGACUUCUUCUUUAUGACUUAGAACUGAGCCACAUAUGUUAAGAAUAUGACACUGGGAAACUUAUGUAUCGUUAACAUUGUGUGCCAAGAUUAUUUUUGAAAAGUGAUUUACUUAUAUGUGUGUUUUCUGUUAUUUUAGAUGAAGCAUUUAUUUCAGAAAGGGUUACCAUAUGCCUCGAUAGUUUGAAUGAUAAACUGAAGCCUUUCCUAGAAUACUAUUAGGGUCUAAUGGUUAUAAAAUAUCUUCUUUGAAACAUUUCAGUGUAUUUAAUCAAAAGAUCACAGCUUCUACUAGGAGAUGGUUCAUGGUAUUGGGGAGAUUCGUAUUCAAGUGAAACCACACACACAUAAAAGACAUGCACGCUUCUCUUCAACUCUCAUUUUCCAGGGAGAUUCCCUAAGUAAUGAACUGGUAGUACAUGCUUGUUAAGUUUGUUUUCUGUUUUAUAAAAGAAAGAAUAAGGCAAGUAUAUGAAGAUCUAUUUUAAUAAUAUGAAAGAAGUCACAAAAUAAACAGACAUCAAAGGAAUACAAAUCCUAGCCAAUAGCACAAAGCAGGUUGUUCCCCAUUUUAAACCUGCAAUGACUCCAUUAGAAGAAGUGGUAGAGAUUGACUGAAUUUAUUUAUUAUUCAGAUUACUGGCUUUUAUUGCGUCGUGUCAGAUCCUUAAUGUUAUUUCAAAGUAGUGUUUUAAUAUUUAAUUUCCUAUGUCUGUCGAUGAGGUCUUAUAGGCUGACAUAGCCUUGAGCAGUCUGAAUAUACCACCAGGAAUUCAUAAAGCAGCUCACACGCGCUCAGGCACUCAGCUGUGCACAACCAACAGACAAAGGCGUUCACCGUGAACUUGGAGAUGUCUUAGAGAUUAGUUUUGUCUUGGGAAAGGGAUUUGAAUUCGAUUCAACGCUGAUAAUACUACUUAGACUCAAAAUAUGUCCAUUUCCCCCUAGUGAAGGGGAGGAACAUAAGUUUUAUUUCUAACUGUAAAACAAAGGAUCUUUCUUUUCUUCCUGUGCAUCUUCUUGCAGGGGUUAUAGUCUCCCCAGCCUGAAUCCAUGACAGAGUUCUGUUUGUUCAAUAGCACAGGGAAGGUAUGAAGCCCUGAAGGACUGAUGAGAAUAUUGUAAUAGGAAGACAACCUAUUUAUCUAUUUUGUAAGCACUGGAACAAAUUAGUUUUGCUUUCACGGUUUUGGGACUUGUUUCUACAUUUGUACCUCUAUGUUGUAUCUUUAUUAGCAAAGAAAAAUGUCAGCAAAGUUUACCUUAAUUUCCCCUUGCCUGUCAGUGAACCAUUUAUACAAGAUUUAAACUAUUUUUUCCUGUUCUUUUUCCCAUAUAUUUUACUUUUUUUUUUUUUAAACUCUCUAUCUUUAAGAAUUCCAUCCACACUAGUCAAAUGAAGGAUUCAGGCAAUGAAUAAAAUGGCCUCAGUCACUGAUGAGAAAUCAAGACCAGUGUAGGGAGCUGUGUCUUAACCUUUCCAACCACAGACAAGGGUUUGUCAUUGCCUUUUUGUGCCAAGGGCUACUUUCUCUUAUUCAUGUUCAUAGAGAUUGUAUUCUAGAAUUUUAGUAGAUUUACAUUCCAGUAAUUAUUAAUGCUCUUACCUAAUUUGGCCAUAUUUGCUGUUUUUUUAAAGGAAAGGAUUGGAUAUGGGCUGCUGACACCUUUCCUGUGAAUCUAUAAUGCUAAGAUAGUUGGUUGAGACCCUUUAGUCAAAGAGUUGGCCAACUUCUGUAGGAAAAAGUCAAAUCGUUUUGUUGUUCAUUUGCUAAAUCAUGUCUGACUUUCUGCCACCCCAUGGAUUGCAUCGUGCCAGGCUCCCCUGCCCUUCACUGUCUCUCAGAGUUUGCUCAAACUCAUGUCCACUGAGUUGGUGAUGUCAGCCAACCAUCUCAUCCUCUAGGUCCAAAUCAAUUGUUGGCCCUCCAUUUAUCAGUCAUUUUAACAACUUGGCAGAAAGACAGCCUGACUUCAGCAUCUGUGUUACCUAGGCAGUGUGGCUCGAACCCCUGUGCUUCUUACUAAGGUUUUCUUGCUUCCAUUAGCCCUAGAGCAUUUUGAAUCAUCUCAAGAGGAAGUAGAUUUGCAUUAUGUCAUCUAAUAACAACAAUGGAAUGUAGAACAUUAAAGACUUCCUUUAACUCCAUUUCCCACAAAUUAUCUGCCUAUUUAAAUACAAAUUGUGUGAUGUCUAUGAAAGUGAUGACUCAGGAGUUUAAGGGUUUAUUCGUUAAUCUCAGAAAUAGUUUUCUGCCAGUAUACUGGCACUUCCAUGAAUAUUCACAUAACCCUUUACCUUCACAGUUGUCAGAGUAGAAAGAUGGUAUUAGUGGUGGUGGUGUCUUUGGCUGAACUUGCUGAGUUUCUGUUAUUUACAUUCUUUGUCAGAUUAAUUUUCAGCGACCUUUUACAGUUAACUUUGGCUGAAGAGACUGGUUUGCGAGCUUUCUGAUCUCUCCUUUGGUUUCUAUCCUGUUUCCGUGGUGCCCUCAGGGAGCAGAGACUGGGAUGCUGCUCAGCAUCUUCGCCUGUUUUGACACUUGCACAGUGGAGCUCGGUCCUCGCUCACAGACAUUCUAGAUUUCUCUCUUGCAUUAAGACUAUGUGGAUGUGGCCCCCUGUGCUUGGCUUCUACAUUCAUGUGUAUAUUCAGCUCCCCUUAUCACUGAUAAAAAAUUAAUCCAAGAAUCUUACACCAUUAAACAUAAGGAAAAAGCAUCACAGUUACCUCUUUUUUCCUACCACUGCUGCUGUUGUUCAGUCGCUCAGCCAUGUCUGACUCUUUGUGACCCCAUGGACUGCAGCACACCAGGCUUACCUAUCCUUUGUUAUCUCCCAGAGCUUGCUCAAACUCAUGUUGACUGAGUCAGUGAUGCCAUCCAACCAUCUCAUCCUCUGUCACCCCCUUCUCCUCUCACCCUCAGUCUUUGCCAGCAUCAGAGGCAUUUCUAAUGAGUCAGCUCUUCACAUCAGGUGGCCAAAAUAUUGGAGCUUCAGCUUCAGCAUCCAAUGAAUAUUCAAGGUUGAUUUCCUUUAGAAUUGACUGGUUUGAUCUCCUUGCUGUCGAAGGGACUCUCAAGAGUCCUCCAGCACCACAGUUGGAAAGCAUCAAUUCUUUGGUCAGCCUUCUUUAUGGUUCAGCUCUCACAUCCAUAUGUGAUUGGGGAUGGCCUGUUAGAAGUACCUGGGUGAAAUAAGAGGAGAAACUGAAAUACCCCAGCCCUAUUCCCACUUCCCUUCCGCUAGCCAGGCAGACCAAGGGAUGAACAGCACCGUUCUUGUUUAGGAGUCUUCAAUUUUGUAAGCACAAAUAUUUUAAAGGAGUUUAGGAGCCAAAGACUAACAGGGCAGCCUGGUUUCUCAGGUGGGAAAACCACAGGCCAACAUUUAUUAAUACUUGUUGAAGGGAGGGAGCUGUAACAGGUGAUUUGGGCAUGUGGUCCCUCCUCAGGGCAAACCCUGUCCUGCUCUGAAGGUUGUCUGAAGGCCACCCUGCAUGGCCUCUUACAGCCUUUUCACUGUGAUGACCACUGAGAGGAGGAAAUCUGUUGCAACAAUAGCCACUUCCGAGGACAGUUAUCUCCGCAGACAAUGUUUCUAAGGGCUGAUUCAGAAUGGUCAUUUCAUGAUUAUGGAAAGCAAUUCCUUCUCAAACUGAAAAACAAAAGGUUAAAAUAGCCACUAAGCCUCCAGAACCGAAAGUGGCCACAUCUGAUUUUGAUAUUUACUUUAACUCAAUGCAACACAUAUUCAAGGGGCUUAUACUGGAUCUCGUGCUUAAUAAAAACCCAUUCAGUUCAGAGUUCACACAUAGCUGUACUGGAAUCAGACAUUCUUAAUAUUCCUUAGAAACACCUUUAUUUCAUUUUAUACUUUUAUUUAUUUAUUUUGCUGAUAGUCUGUGGGUUGGAGCAGAAUGCAGUGAGACUGAACAAGGGUGGUAUGGAUUAAGUCAAACAUAUUCCUCUAAAAGGGCUUCCCAGGUGGCGCUAGUAGUAAAGAACCCACCUGCCAAUGCAGGAGACAUAAGAGACGCAGGUUCAAUCCCUGGGUUGGGAAGAUUUCCUGGAAGAGGGCCUGGCAACCCACUCCAGUGUUCUUGCCUGGAGAAUCCCAUGGACAGAGGAGCCUGGCGGGCUACAGUCCAGAGGGUCUUAAAGAGUCAGACACGAAUGAAGCAACUUAGCACGCACACACAUAUUCCUCUAAAAGUAAGAAUAGUAAUUAUACAAACAAUUAACAUUUGUCAAGUACGUCAUGCCAGCCCCUUCCAGGAGCUUUACAAAUAUUUACUCAGUCCUCUCACAGCCAUGUGGGUUAAGUGAUAUUACCUCCCUCACAGAGCAUACCUAAUUCAUUCUUUUGGUUUACUUCUAUCCUAUUCAUUCCAUCCAUCCCUCUCUUUUUCUCUCUUCACCCAGGACAAGGAUAGACAGUCUUUAAUGAUUUACAGUAAUACAAGCGCUAACUGCUAAAUCUCAUCAACAGCUGACUUUUAAUAGAGAAAGAGCUCACACAUGUCAUGCAGCUGAGAAUUGGUUUUGUGUCGGAGACGGUGGUAUUCAGCAUUGUUCCGGGGGGAGGCUGCCGCUGGGUACCAUUUAGAGGCGGACAAUCCUCCUUGCUUGGGAGGGAUCUGCACCUUCUUGGGAUUAACUUCAAAAGUGUAGACAGACAUCUCUUCUGUUGUCAUGGUGAUACUUCUGCCCUGAUAGGAUUUCAGUCAUGCUGAGCACGUUUCACUUGUUUUUCUACCUUAAGCCCAGUCUAGGCUGGUUCUGGGUGUCUUGUGUUGUUUGUUGAACUAGUAGCUGGUGGAGUGACAUCCACCUCAACAUGAUUCUGAACUGCAGAGACAAACUCCUGGCUCUUGCGAAAGUAGUACAUCCCAUGUUCUGUCUCUGGUCAUUGAAUACUGGCCUGGAUUUUCUGAUUUGUUCAUUCAUUCAACUAAUAUUUCAUGCACACCUCUAAGUCUAAACCUAUGCUGUGGAUUUAUUGUGAGCUGAGAUGGUGCUCUGUUUUUGUUGACAUUCUGUCCAGAAGAAUCAGGCAAGGUGGGGCUUGGUUCUGUUCUAUCGAGGAGGAAAAUGAUGCAAAGGUAAAAUAUCUUUUCCUUUUGGAAAAUGGCAGCAAUUUAGCAAGCCACUGACAGAAUGUGGACCAGAAAUCUAACUCUAUUGCUUGUGCUUUAAUUAUAAGUCCGAUUAAAUUUAUGUGUGAUUUAGUUAAGAAACUGAUCAAAGUUCUGAACUGCAAGAGUCAAACCAGAGUUUUAUGAUGGUGGAUACCAUUAAAAGGAUGACUGUUUCAGUUAAAAGUGAACUUGAUUUUUUUUUUUUUAAUUAUUUGAUGGCCUUUGUACAUGCAAGUCUGAAAGGCAGAUCUCGGAGCUAGCAGGGUUGUUUUUUGUUUUCCUCACCUGGCCAGUCAAAAAUUUAAGCCAUAUGCACCAAUUACUGCAUGCUAGCAGGUCUGCGUACAGAUUUUAUAAUCUGAUGACAGAUUAUAUAAUAAAAACCAACAAAAGCAAUUUCAAUAGUGAAUUUGGCAGGUUACAGCCUGUUUACUUCCACUCUGAUUCUAUGAAGUUGCAAGUGUCAUUGUUUAGGGAAAAUCAUUUUGAAAUGCAUCACUGUCACAAUUAAAGAGGUUAUUUUAUUCAUAUAUGGGCUGCCCACACUUGGUGAAAUGCUUUUUUAAUGAGAAGCAGUGAAAGAAUUUAAUCACAGGUGAUCAUUGUGUUGAAUAGUAAACUGGAGUAAUUUUUGGAAGUUAUUCAAUAAUUAGGUAGAGUAACUUUCUGCUCUAUGUGAGAUCAUUUUUAAUAAAAUAUAACCUAGGUCACUGGUUGUUAAAGGCAUAAUAAACUUUUUCAGAUCCCUACCUAAUACACUAAAAAGGAAAAUACUAAAAAUAACUGAUCAAAUGACACAGGGGCAUUAAAUUGACACACAAGAAAUACUCGUUAUCACGUCAUAAAAUGAAAUGGACUCAGGGUGCCUGGAGAAAUUAGUAAACCUUCUCAAAUAUGCCCCACUAUAGAGUUAUUUCUAAAUAGAAGAGGAAAAACUCUAACAAAAUAAUGUCUAACAUUGUGUGCAUUUAACUGAAUAUGAAGGAUCAGAUGGUAGUAUUUUUUCCCAAGAAUAUCAGGGGAAAUGGUUUAGAUGUUAUAGACAAGAUAAACUCCUGUCAUCUUUUAAUGGACUCCAGCUACAUACCACGCUCAUUGCUAACUUCAGUUUUGCCCAAGUUAUUUAUAGAAAAUAUCUUGGUUUAAUAUAGGGAAUUGCAGGUUGUUGAAAAUAAAGACAAAGAAAAUCCAAAUAAGAAACUCCAUAUUUCUAAAAUUAGUUUUCCUGAAAGUCAAGCAUAUCUCUGAGGACAAGCUUUUGGCUGUAUUAUUUUUGUGCACAGGAGGAAAGUUGUUAGUAGGUUUAUAGAUAUUAUUUUUAUAAUAGAAUGUUAAACUCCCCCAAUAUCAGAAAUUGUCUCCUAAAAUUACUCUAUGUUUUUAAGACUUGUUUUUAAAAAGGAUUCUAAAUAACAAUAGGGUCUUUUCUUUUUCUCCUCUCCAAUGGUUUAAUGGGAUAGAUGAACCAAUGUUUAUAUUUUUAAACCUGUAAAUAUUUUAUUUUGGGUAUUUUGUAUAUUUGUUGAUAUAAUUCCAUUUCGUGCAUAUGUAUCACUGUGCAUGUUGCUGGUUUUGAUAGUCACUCCUUUAAUGAAUGUAAGAAGCUUGGACUAAUAGCACUUUUCUUCAUUCAAACAUCUUAAAAUGAAAGUACAGCACUGCCAUUUUAAAUGUUGUGUUUAAUUCAGUCAAUAAAUUUUGUUGCUUCUUUACAUUAAA
Cervus elaphus (red deer) is the source of this 9711-nucleotide messenger RNA. It is a transcript of the gene AMER2, whose product is annotated as APC membrane recruitment protein 2. Gene Ontology annotation, biological process: regulation of canonical Wnt signaling pathway. Lineage: Eukaryota; Metazoa; Chordata; Mammalia; Artiodactyla; Cervidae. Gene Ontology annotation, cellular component: plasma membrane. The transcript has 2 exons. Gene Ontology annotation, molecular function: phosphatidylinositol-4,5-bisphosphate binding; beta-catenin binding. Bases 21 to 1622 code for a protein of 533 amino acids. The record is from RefSeq and is a predicted model, not a curated record.